This is a messenger RNA of Hemiscyllium ocellatum (epaulette shark), 3466 nucleotides long. It is a transcript of the gene pkib, whose product is annotated as protein kinase (cAMP-dependent, catalytic) inhibitor beta. Gene Ontology annotation, molecular function: cAMP-dependent protein kinase inhibitor activity. The record is from RefSeq and is a predicted model, not a curated record. Gene Ontology annotation, cellular component: nucleus; cytoplasm. Lineage: Eukaryota; Metazoa; Chordata; Chondrichthyes; Orectolobiformes; Hemiscylliidae. Gene Ontology annotation, biological process: negative regulation of cAMP-dependent protein kinase activity. Bases 305 to 535 code for a protein of 76 amino acids. The transcript has 4 exons.
UCUUGGUACCCGAUACAAUUGUGUCACUGGUGAAACCUUGCACAGGAUGACGCGGUCUGGAUGUGUGAAUUACAAGGGAAUUCCUGUCUUCUGACUUGAUUUGAACCGAGCACCUUUUGCAGCUUACAAAUAUUGUUUUCCCCCCUUUUAUCGUUUCAUUUUCGCUCGGAUUGGGCCCAGUCAGUAUAAGGAUGGCAAGAGUCUAAUCUUGGAGCAUAAAAAUUUGGACAGAGCCACUUUUUUAAAAAAGUGUCGAGUAGCAUAUGACUCUGAGGGAAGGUGGUAAAAACGAGAUUUUGCUGCAAUGACUGAGGUGGAACCUGUGCUGGACUUUGCUACGUCAGGACGGACAGGCCGAAGAAAUGCUUUGCCUGACAUCCUAGGCUCACCUGCUGGAGUCAGUCCAUCGGAACUUCCCAUGAAAUUGGCAGAGCUAUCUAUUAAUGCAGGAGGAGGAGGAGAAGGAAGUCAGACACCAUCAACAGAGGUGCCACCUGAAUCGACAGAAACUCCAGAGCUAAAAGAUGCAUCAUAACGUGUUGAGGAAAGACAUUUAUAAUACAGACUGUGUCAGUAAAGCUUUAAAUCAAAUGACCUGAAAGUCAUCGGGGUUCCUUGAUUCUGUCACGUUCACCUCAGUCUGCAAGGUCAAAACAGAAGAAAAGGUGUGGAGAAAAUUUACUGAACAAGAUAAGAUAAAUCGCCAUCGUGACUUGGAAAAGAAGUCCGGAAAACUUUAAUAUCAAAUUCGGAAGAUAAUCUCCCAAAUUUAACAUUUAAUGAACUAUCACGUGGAUUGAAUCCCAGUGGUGAUAGAAAUGACUGUUUUACAGUUAAUUGCUAGCAAUCCCUCACUGUGACUGCUGAUGUAAACCAUUAUAGUCUAUCAAUGCAGUGAAGAUACAUAGCAGAAAUAUUGAUUAUUUGUAUAGGAAUCUGUUUUAGAAUCACCAAAUCCCAAUUUAUGGACUUUUCUAGCUUCAGUCACUAAACACAUUUUAAAAGUCUGCAUCUUACUUGAUAAACAUUUUGUCUUUAUUCUUAAUACAGUCCAUUUUGUACGCUUGUGCGCAAGUUGACUUCAAAUAUUCGAGUUCAAUUUUUGAGCAGCUUUGAGCAAGGAUUUAAUUGGGUCAAAAUUGUGUUAUUUGUAUGAAAUUUGUAUAAUUCAAAGAACUGCAACCUGUUUUGAAACCAGUGCUUGAAUUUUAACUCUGGUUUUGGUUAUUUGUAUUUUGCUUGUCAGUUGAAUGUUGCAGUUUACACAGGCCUCCAUUCCCAUGGUCUGUUGUUAACUGAUAUAUCAUUAACACACCGUACCUUUUAAUCAACUCUACUUCCUUCUUUCAACCCAGUAUUUGAGGAAAAAUAAUAAGUGAUAGAGCUCCUAACAUUGUGGAAAUGUCAGCAGUGAAAUCUAGGAUCAAAAUUGAGACAUCAUAAAACCAUUUAAACACAUGAGUUAUAGUUACUAGGAGUGAAAUACAUAAAAUAGGCUCAAUUUCUGAAUCAAGGGGAAUGUAUUUUGUUUGUGGUGAGUUAGUUUUUUUUCUAAUAUAGUUAAUUGCAUAUAUGUGUACUGCUCCAACAGUGAGAUUGUUCAUAGCUUUGGGAACAUAAAUUAGGUUAGUUUUUUUUCAUAACCCAGCAUUUCACAGCUCUGAACCUGGUAAAGAACUAUUCUGAAUCAGUGGGUGACGUUAUCACAAAGUGAGCUGAAACAUGCCAGAAUGUUAACCUUUUUCAGAUUUCAAGGUUUCAAACUGCAAGGUUUUCUCUCAAAGCAUGCUGGAGCGUGAAAUAAUGUCAUGACAGUCAGCUGUACAUACUGUGGUAUUCACAAACUGGUUUGCAGUGAUGGAAUUUUAUGGAAGCAUCCCAAAUGGGUAUAUCUAAAGGUCCUGGAUAUGUCACAAUAGACUUCAUCCCUCGAAAAUAUCCAGUUGUUAAAGGUUCUUUGUUUUGAUGCUCUGACCCAAGUGGAGUAAUGCCUUAAGAGGUUGAACCUCUGAUGCAUUACAAUUUAAUCAUGGGCUGCAGAUAUAAUAUCCUAUAAAAGAUGGGCUUGGAUAAGAAGCUAACUAUACCCCAAGUACAAGGUAAUUCGUCAUAUUGAACUAUGUAGCCACUGCACUUUUCAAUCUCAUAUCUUGCACAUUGUCAGUUGGAUAAGUUUGUGCCUAUAAUAACAGGAGCUGAUAGUUUAGAAUAGAACAACCUGUGUUAAGUACUGUUGGUGCUUUUAUCUUCUGUCCAGUAUCUUGUGUAUGAAUGAUUAUAUACUGUACAAAUUGUAAAUUAAUCUCUAAAUUGCAUAUAACUUCAUAUGAAAUCCCUUAGGUGUCCUGUGGUAUGUUGUAUAAAAUGCCAAUUUGUAAAGUUUUGUCAGCAGAAGUGAAUGGGUGUGAAUGGUUAAAUGGCAAAAUGUAGCAUAUUUUGACCACGUUACACUUGCUAAGACAUACAUCCAUAUGUUUUUAAAAAUCCUGGAAUGUCUCUAAUUAAAAUAACCAUAAAUUGCAAUACGUAUUCCACUAACAAGUGUUUCUAACCAAUUACAGUACAAAUACAAAAGGGGAAAGGUGAUUAUUUUCCUGAACAUUUACAGUUACCAUUGUUGAAUACUGUUGAAAAGUGAUAGAUAUUGCUGAAGCUUUUUGUCUGACAUUUCAUUAGGUCAAAAUUUCAAGUAUGUCUAAUAAUUUAUAAAUCAGGAAACAAAAGGUGCUCAUUGGCUGGUAAGAUUGAGUCAGAUUGAUUUGAGAUAGUCAUAGACAAAGUAAUGACCAACUAUUGACUUGCCCAAAACUGCAGAAAUUCAAAAAAGGCGCAUGCCUGGAAAAUAUUCUUAUUGUUUUCAGAGAACGAGCCUGUGUAUAUGAAUAUAUUGAUUUCAGCAAAUGUUGUAGGUCAUUUUAACAUUAGCUUGACUGACUUGCUGGUCCAGCUAGUAGUACGCUUGGGAUGUUUCUGCAACAAGUUUUGGUUCUUGGAGUUUGGACUGGUUGAUUACAAACUGUACUCUGCCUUAUAUGAACAACUAAAGAAACAUCUUUAUUAUGCAAUCAGCCAUUUACUGGGAUGUACAGUCAUGUACAUGGUAUUGCAUCAGCACUGAAGUUCAUACAUGACCGGGGUCAAUCGUGGUAGGCAGAACAUUAUUUUGGACUAAAACAGCCAUCCUAUUGGUGAAAAAUGCCUCACCCAUAGCCACUGUUAAGGUGAUGCCAGAUAUGCUUGUUGGAAACAACAUACAUUCAAAACAUGACCUGUUUCUCUCAAACAAAAUAUGUCAAGCCUUGAAUCUUUUUUGCAUUACCAGGGAGCUUAGGGGAAACCUAUAAUUCCUUGUAACUUUCUUGAUGAUAACAUCUUGUGUAAUCUGAGUCUACUUGUGAACCAAUCAACACCAUUUUCAACUUCAGUAUAAACUGUUAUUGUUUGAAAUUUGGCAUUCUUGUUUGUC